Messenger RNA from Chenopodium quinoa (quinoa), 408 nucleotides. RefSeq names its product prostatic spermine-binding protein-like. The record is from RefSeq and is a predicted model, not a curated record. The transcript has a single exon. The coding region runs from base 1 to 408 and encodes 135 amino acids. Lineage: Eukaryota; Viridiplantae; Streptophyta; Magnoliopsida; Caryophyllales; Amaranthaceae.
AUGUCAGGUUAUGUCGGAAAUGGCAUGGCUGUUGGAAAUGUGCAACUUGUUGAGAGGAUUAUUGAAGAGGACAGGGGUAGUGCUGUGGCUAAGAAUGUUGGUGUUGAUGAUGACGGUGAUCAUGAGAUGGAGGAACACAAUCAAGGGGGGGGUGACAGUGAUGAUGCAGAAGAGGGGAUUGCUGAUGAUGAGGAUGAUGAAGAUGUAGAAGAUGAUGAAAAUGGGGAUGAGGACGGGGGUGAAGCUGAUGAAGAUGAUGAUUCUGAAACAGAUCAUGGAGGGCACUGGUCUUCUGGCUCUGAUGAUGGUAGAGAUGAGUUUACGGGUAAUGCUGAAAACAACAACAACGGGUUAGACAAUUCAGAUGCUUACUGGCGCACUCCUAGCAACUAUGACCGCAUUUGUUAA